Messenger RNA from Sorex fumeus (smoky shrew), 1596 nucleotides. It is a transcript of the gene E2F3, whose product is annotated as E2F transcription factor 3. Gene Ontology annotation, molecular function: DNA-binding transcription factor activity, RNA polymerase II-specific; protein dimerization activity; RNA polymerase II cis-regulatory region sequence-specific DNA binding. The record is from RefSeq and is a predicted model, not a curated record. NCBI's taxonomy places the organism in Eukaryota, Metazoa, Chordata, Mammalia, Eulipotyphla, Soricidae. Bases 19 to 1410 code for a protein of 463 amino acids. Gene Ontology annotation, cellular component: RNA polymerase II transcription regulator complex. Gene Ontology annotation, biological process: regulation of transcription by RNA polymerase II. The transcript is spliced from 7 exons.
AGAGAGCAGGAGCGAGAGAUGAGAAAGGGGAUCCAGCCCGCCCUGGAGCAGUACCUGGUGACCGCCGGGGGUGGGGAGGGGGCGGCUGUCGCCGCCACCGCCGCCGCCGCCGCUGCAGCCUCCAUGGACAAAAGGGCACUGCUGGCCAGCCCCGGCUUCCCCGCCGCCGCCGCCGCCGCCGCCGCCUCGGGCGCGUACAUCCAGAUCCUCAGCACCAACACUUCCACCACCUCCUGCUCCUCCUCCCUCCAAAGCGGCCCCCUCCUCCCCAGUGCCCCCGGCGCGGAGCCGGGCGCCGGCAGCUUCCUCUACACCACGCCGCACGGACCCUCCGGCACGGCCGGGCUGCUGCGACAGCCUCCAGCGCCGGGACGCGGCGGCGGCGGCGGCGGCGGCGGCCCUCCGGCAAAGCGAAGGCUGGAGCUCGGAGAAAGCGGUCACCAGUACCUCUCCGAUGGUCUGAAAACCCCCAAGGGCAAGGGCAGAGCUGCACUCCGAAGUCCGGACAGUCCCAAAACUCCAAAAUCUCCCUCAGAAAAAACGCGGUAUGAUACGUCCCUUGGUCUGCUCACCAAGAAGUUCAUUCAGCUCCUGAGCCAGUCGCCCGACGGGGUCCUGGAUCUGAACAAGGCGGCCGAGGUGUUGAAGGUGCAGAAGCGGAGGAUCUAUGACAUCACCAACGUGCUGGAGGGCAUCCACCUCAUCAAGAAGAAGUCCAAGAACAACGUGCAGUGGAUGGGCUGCAGUCUGUCUGAGGAUGGGGGCAUGCUGGCCCAGUGCCAAGGCCUAUCCAAGGAAGUGACCGAGCUCAGUCAGGAGGAGAAGAAAUUAGACGAAUUGAUCCAAAGCUGCACCCUGGACCUCAGACUGUUAACCGAGGAUUCAGAGAAUCAAAGGUUAGCUUAUGUUACAUAUCAAGAUAUUCAAAAAAUUAGUGGCCUUAAAGACCAAACUGUUAUAGUUGUGAAAGCCCCUCCAGAAACAAGACUUGAAGUGCCUGACCCAGUAGAGAACCUACAAAUACGUUUGGCAAGUACCCAAGGGCCCAUUGAGGUUUAUUUGUGUCCAGAAGAGACUGAAACGCACAGUCCAAUGAAAACAAACACCCAAGACCACAAUGGGAACAUCCCUAAACCCACUUCCAAAGACUUGGCUUCAACCAACUCAGGACAUAAUGACAGCUCGAUUUCCAUGGCGACCCUUUCUCCUCUCCCCUCCCCUGCCAACCUUCUGCAGCAGACGGACGACCAAAUCCCUUCCAGCCUGGAAGGGCCGUUUGUGAACUUGCUGCCUCCGCUGCUCCAAGAAGACUAUCUGCUCAGCCUGGCCGAGGGCGAGGGCAUCAGCGACCUCUUCGACGCCUACGACCUGGAGAAGCUCCCGCUGGUGGAAGACUUCAUGUGCAGUUGAUCAGGCCGGCGGGUGGCGCGCGGAACUCCCUCUUCUAGAAACCAAUUAUUUUUUUAAUCAUCGAACCAGAACAUCUGUCAUGCAGUGUUGUCCGCCCUCCGCCCUUCCUUCUUCCUCCAAGACGGUAUCAUGAAGUCCACGACGGAAAACUUCGGAGCAAAGCUGACAUUUUCAUGAAUUUUUAAA